AUGGACUCGCGCUCCGCCCGGGCUGUAUUUGUGAUGCUGGGCUACAUGCUCUCGAAGAUCAACUAUCGCACACUCUUGUUCCAAGACUAUCCUGAUCUGGACUCAGACCAAGGCAUCUCUGAGUUCGUUUGUAACAUAUUGCGCUACUUGGGCGCUUGUGUACCAAAACAGGCAGAUGUCCAUUUGGACGGUCAGAACAAAUUCUACGAGCUCGAUCUCACGACAACAAUCGCCCUGGACGAGGCGAUUCGUAGGCACUAUGAUGAAUGGAUUCGCAAUGCGCCGCCAGAGUAUCAGAAGACAAUUUGCGGCUCGUCCGUCCCCUGCUCAAUGUCUUACAAGCACGGCCAAAAUCGCCAGAUAUGGGGUACAGAGCUCGAGAGGGACGUCCAACGGGCGUUCUGGGAAGAAUCGGCAAAUCUCAAAAACAUCCUCGUCUAUCGGGUGGCUUUUGCCCUACAUCUCCAAUGCACCCCCGUACAAGACUGGGAGGAUCGCAGCCUCGAUGAGAUCCACGAUACCUACGGAGAGGAGCUUUACGACUCUCCAAAUCCCAACACUCGGGAACGCAUCGACGACCUCGCAUCCUAUCCGAUGUUGGACGAGGGCGGCAAAGAAAUGCGCAUCUACCAGCCGAAUGGCGAAGUUGUCUUCAGACGCUAUGCCAUUGUCCCAGAGGACAACGAAGCAUUCUGCGGCAUCCUGUGCGAUCUCGACAAGAGCCGCGCCCUGUUCAUUGCACCCGAAGUCCUCGAUAUCGACGACAGCGACGAAGACGAUAUCGACAUUGACCCCUUUCGGGACGACAACGAUGACCCGAAUGAUGUUGGCGAGUUUGACGAUCACGCCGAGCUGCGCGCCCAUCGCAAACAAGUGAAGCGGGACGUCAAGUUCCGCUUCUUCCCCGCGGCCUUUACCCAUACCAUCGGACAGAUCCAGGCGGACGGUCCCAUCCGACCCCUGGCAAGAAAGGUCGAGGCGAUUAAUCGAGACGUUCGUGCUCGCCCUGGAGUUGGGCCUCCAGUCGCUUGCUCCCGUAAUCAGAUCUAUAACGAUCUCAGCCACCACACUCGCCUCUCGGCAGGACAGCACAUCGCUCAGCGCGGAAUACUCACAGGCACCGCUGCAGGUGCCUACGCUCACACUUGGCAGUCCGAGUCUAUCGCUUCCAAGUCCUACGGCCAGGUCUCAUCGAUACUUCCACAUUCCGCCCUCGCGACUCAAAUUCGCAACGUCAAGAAGUCCUAUCUCCGGUUUGAGAAUGUCUUCACCAUCCACAUCAACCGUCUUGACCCCUCACUCCACAACGGCCGGGCAUUCUUUGACCAUGUGGUAGAACCUGUGCUAAGUGCCUGUAGCCAUUCGGAUGUCUGCGCUGCCAUCAAGCAGUCAACGGUGGUACUAAGACAUGAUGUUUUCCCCAAGCUCUACAUUUGGACUUCGACACCCAUCACGAUUCUUAUGGAGGAGAUCUGGCUGCGUUAUGUGCGCCCUGUCAUGGAAAAGCGUCGGGCUGCGGGAGUCCGACAGGCUCCCUCAUCUCGUUCACGGUCUACACCGUCGAUUGCACGCCUUGGGAUGGUCCCGGAGCCCCAGUGGAUCGAGAUCCUGGCCAUUCUCGAACGCUCCUUCAAUUUCUGCCACACAGGCAACGCGAUCUGCCUUUCCCAGAAGCUGAUGCAACAGACAUUCACCAACCGUGCUCUCCUGGACGGCUAUAUGCCCCUUCUCGCUGGUGCUCUCAAACUCAACUCCGCUGACGGUGCCAUCCCAAUUGCGCCUUUAGACCUCUGGCCCACAACCGAGGAUGGACAGCCUCUUGUGGCGUCGAAGACGUCUCAGGUGUACACGUAUGGUGAAUCCCAUUGGUCGCGCUACUACGCUCAAUUUCGGAUUAAGCAUCGUAUCGCCGUCGCGACCGCAACCAUCCACGACUCGGAGGAGAGGAUGGACCUCGCGAUCUCUGUCCUUGGUGACAUUGUCGUACAAGCCUAUCAAGAGGACGUCGUCGAGAUGGUCCGACGCGCUGUGAAGGCCGUGAGGGACGACGCUAAGCUUCGCCCCAAUGACUACGCCCCUGGCUGGGUCGAAACUCGCCGGACCAGCUUCCGGCAGUGGCACAAGAGGAAGAACCCCCUCGACUAUGGCGACGAUUAUGAUACCAUUUCCCUCCUUUCCCGCGCCAUCGCCAUCCGCGACGACGCCCGCAUCGACCCGCUGCCUCAGGCCCCUGAGAAGUCAAUCUCUGUCAUGGAAUUCGCUCACCGCCUCUAUAAUAUUGGCACUGCGCAGAGGCGACAAUCCGUUGUUGCGCCUGUUUGGCGGGAAGGGGCGACUUGGCACACGCUACACGUCACACUAGCCCAUGGAUCCGCUCUCUUAGGGCAAGAGUUCUCUGAUGCGGAGAAGGCGAAGCGUCUCACCAAGGCCAUCGCGGACGCGGUUUUAGCCAACCAUGUCCACUUCUUCCCCAACAAGUCCGGUGACCGCUCGUCCGUCCCAUCGCUUUCGUCCUGGACUUACCUUGGCAACCCACCAAAUGCAGCACAUUUGGCCACCAGCCGCCUCGACAGCGUCGGUACGCAUCUCAAGCGCAAGCGUACGCAAGCAAUUAGGGAGCUGGUCGAAAACGAUAUCACGGCCAAGUGGAAUAUUCUCGAAUGCACCAUCGAGAGCUACAAAAGAUAUAUGACCCGCACACGACUCCCCGAAGACUGGUCAUGGAACGGCGACCAAUCCCUCGAGGGGAAUGAAGAGGUGUACAGGGUGUAUCAGUGGGCCGCAACUCGACUCGCAAACCCUCAGCGCGACUGGUGCACUCGUCUAGCCAUGCACCUCGCCUUCCUUCUGUCCAAGAUAACACCCUACGUCUUCAGUCCGGACGUCACCAAGGAAAACGAUUUCCCUGACGUGAAGAGGAUCCUCAAGGAGAUGGAGCAACUCAAACAGAACUCGCCUAGCGAGAGCUCUAUCAGUAUUAUCCGGAAACUACCUUGGAUCAAGAAGGAACGUAACGGAGCUCACGACCGCGCGCUGUACUUUACUCAAGCUGCCGUCGUGAUCAUGUCGUGGAUCGAUCCGGACUCUCCGGUCAGAAAACAGAUCGAGAACGUCAAUCGGAAGAGGGAGCUGAUCGCCCAGUGGAAUAAAAAGCAUGGACUUGGCUGCGUCACGAUGAUUAAGCUUGGAGUCCUGUAUGGUGCCGGUCGUGGCGUCCUCAGCUCUCCUAAAACAGGGCAAAACUACUUCGCGCGUUCUGUGGAUGACCUCAUGCAAUGGGAGCAGCAGGUGACUGGAGCAUUGGGUCGUUCUGUCGACGGCGCGUACAAGCUCGUCUUGACUGUCUUUGGAACUGCAAUUGCGAAUCGUCUCAUCGAGUCUGGAGAGAUGCCAAGCAUAUCUCUUCCCCGAAACGCUCCGUCGACUUCGCGGUUGGGAUCGGCUUUGCAAGCAGGUAGACGAACGUCGACCGCAAUCGAUGACAGCGACAACGAGGGAGGGCACCCGCCUCAACGGCGGCGCUACUAG
Molecule: messenger RNA, 3528 nt
Organism: Dichomitus squalens LYAD-421 SS1
Lineage: Eukaryota; Fungi; Basidiomycota; Agaricomycetes; Polyporales; Polyporaceae
Exons: 7
Coding region: 1-3528 (1175 amino acids)
Source: RefSeq, a predicted model, not a curated record